Messenger RNA from Pelodiscus sinensis (Chinese soft-shelled turtle), 1588 nucleotides. The record is from RefSeq and is a predicted model, not a curated record. NCBI's taxonomy places the organism in Eukaryota, Metazoa, Chordata, Testudines, Trionychidae.
CCGAGGGUGCCCAUGACAGCUCCUCAGCUGCCCCAGGUGGCAGCACCCUCCUCGGGUUUCCACCCAGCCAUGCCAGGGCCCAGCCCAGAUGCUCCAGGGAGCCGGGGGCAGGCGCACAGGGCUGGAGGGGGGCGAAAGGGCUGGGGCCUCACCAGGCUCGGAGCUUGGGACCAGCCAGCCCCACCAGACCAUGGGGAGUGGGGACGGGAAAGCAACCAGAGACGCCAGCACCAGCACUGAGGAGGACAAGGUCUGGAGAAAGGUGUGGGAGGGGCGCUGGAAAGUCAUCCCCCAUGACGUGCUUCCCGACUGGCUGAAGGACAACGACUUCCUUCUGCACGGGCACCGGCCGCCCAUGCCCUCCUUCCGCGCCUGCUUCCGCAGCAUCUUCCGCCUGCACACGGAGACCGGCAACAUCUGGACGCACCUCAUCGGCUUCAUCUUCUUCCUCGCCUUGGGCAUCGGCUACAUGUUCAGCCCCAACAUGAACUACGUGGCCCCCGUGCAGGAGCGUGUCGUCUUCGGGACCUUCUUCCUGGGAGCCAACCUCUGCCUCUGCUUCUCCUGGCUCUUCCACACGGUGUACUGCCACUCCGAGAGGGUGUCCCGCGCCUUCUCCAAGCUGGAUUACUCAGGCAUCACCUUGCUGAUCGUGGGCAGCUUCGUGCCCUGGCUGUACUACUUCUCCUCCUACUCCCCGCCCCAGCCCCAGCUCAUCUGCCUCGUCAUCGUCUGCGCGCUGGGCAUCACGGCCAUCACCGUGUCCCAGUCGGACCGCUUCUCCACGCCCCAGUACCGCGCUGUGCGGGCAGGUGGGCGGCUGGCCCGGGCGGCGAGGACGGGGCAGAUUGGCUGGCUCUUCCUCAUGGCGCUGCUCUACAUCCUGGGCGCGGCGCUGUACGCCGCCCGCGUGCCCGAGCGCUUCUUCCCCGGCAAGUGCGACAUCUGGUUCCACUCCCACCAGAUCUUCCACGUGCUGGUGGUGGCAGGCGCCUGCGUCCAUCUCCACGGGGUCUCCCAGCUCCAGGCCUUCCGCUCCUCGCUGGGGGGCACCUGCAGCCAGAGCACUGUGCUGUGAGCACUCUGCCCCGAGGCGCCAGACCCCACCCCCACGCCAGGCCGCCGGAUCCAACCCACAGGCCGUGGCUGAGCACCUGCUCCUGCCCUGGGGGCGUGGCCUCAGAGGCCACCCAAGGAGUGCUGCCACUGAGGGGCGUGGCCUCUGGCACCAAGCACCCAAUCGCAGCGCUGGAUUCAGGGCCUGACACACGGACCAAUCCCGUCCUCCAGCAGCUAAUCACAGGACAGAGCGCGGGACCUCAGGUGACCACCAGCCCAUUGGCCCACCAGGAGGGUGGCCUGGGACACCGACCAACCAAUGACAGAGUAGUGAUGUCAUAGCCCCACUGGCCAAUGGCCCCGCACAGCAGCGACCCAAGACUCUGACCAGCCAUUCACACCGCAGGGGGCGUGGCCUCAGAAACCGACCAACCACUUCACACCAUGGAGUUGGGACCAAUUGCACUGACCAAUCACAACCUGGGAGGCGUGGCCUACGGCAACCAGCUCAAGGCCACGGGGGCGUGGC